UUCUAUACCCUUUUCGCUGAUAUGAAGUUAGCGUUAGGGCAACUAGGGCCUAACUCGAUUCGAAAGAUUUGUGCUUUCAUAGCUAGGUGUUCGGAGCUGGGGUUGGAGCCUACGUUGUCGCUCUUUUGGUCUUUGCACCGUUUGCAGGGGUCAAGAGAUUAUUAUCCUCUCCAAGAGUUGCACUGGGUAGGUAAAGGGUUAGGGGGUGUGCUGGUGGAUGUGCCUUCGACAAAUAAAGGGUGGCACGAGGAGUUUGCUAUGUUUAAAGGAGGGGAUCUAGGCUGUUUGCCGGGGUAUAGCAUCCCGGAUGGGGCCCUAGGAGGAAUUAAGAGAUCGGAGAAGUUGAAAGAGGAGGAGGAGUUGGAGGCAAAAAAAUUCGUGGGCCGGAGGUUAAAGGGUUUAUGGUCGGAACGUCAUUUCCGAAUGGUGUCAUUUCUAGUUUCACAUAAUUUGCUGUUGAAGGAUCAACCUUACCCUGUCGGGAUGAACAAGACUAAGAUAUUGUUCUUGGCCCAAAAACGGGCGUUGAAGGAGGAUAGUGACAAGGAAGGGAGUCUUAGCGGUGCUGGAACAGGUGAAAAGGAAGUUGCUUCCGAAGGGGCGGAGGCUUCGGCACGGGGUCCGAAGGGUAGGGAGAAGCAGACUCCUUCGAAGAGAAUGAGGGUGGAAAUCCCAGAAAGCAGCAUCAAGGGUUUCGAAGGGGGUAACCCUCUAACUCUUCCGGAAAAAGAAACUUCUCUGUUUCUGAGGGAGAAUGAAGUGGUGGAGAUUUCUACACUUGGAGGGGUACAAAAGUUAUCUGGGGAGCCGUUGAUCCCAUCUCUGGCAGGGAGUGGGGCAAUUGAGAAGCAGACUUUACUUCGUUUUCAAGCAGGAUCUGGUUGGCUAGGGAAGGUUCCGGGUCCAACGGCCCCUACGGAUGCUCUAGGGAUUUUCGAGCUCGGUCCUGACUUGGAGAAGCUAGAUUCCAGAAGGGAUGAGGACGUUAUUUCUGGGGUCAAAGAUGCCUUGGGAGUGUUAGGAACUUUUGUGAUGAAUCUCACGGAACGUGUGGGAAGAAGUCGUGAGGAGGCUAUUGCAGAAUCUUCUCGAGCAAAACUGAAGGAGGUGGAGAGAUUGGAGGCAAUGAGGCAAGCAGAUGAGCUAAGGGGUGCUUUGACAGGUAAGUCUAAGGAGCUUGAGGCUGAAAGGGGCAAAGUGCUGGGUUUAGAGGAGAAGCUGCGUUCUUCAGCGGAAGCUUACAAAGAAGAGGUAAAAAAUGUGUCUUCGUUACGUGCGGAUAUCAAAAGGUUGCAAGAGGAACUUGAUAAGGAGCGAGAGAAAACGAGGAAGGCACAAGAGGCUUUGGAGAAAGUGGAGAAGGAGGCAGUGGUUACAUACAAAGAUGCUGUUGAAAAGUACCAGAAAUCAGAGGAGUUUGAGGAACUAGUAAGUGUGAAGGCCGGGUAUCUUCACGAAGAGGGUUUUAAUGAUUGUCUCUCUUUUGUGGGGGAAGGAAAUGCAGUGGAUCCAACCAUUCAUACUGUGCAGAGCUUCAGGGCCACGGUUUUGGCAGGGAUGGGCGGACAAGGCGAGGCUGUAGGGCAUUGAACUUAGUGAUAAUUUUUGCGAAUGUUCUCAAUGGUGUAUUGGUUGUUUUUGGUGACUUUGCUCUAGACUGUGUUUAUGUUAUCCAUUUUGCUUAGGUGUAACGAUGACUGUUUAAUUUUUGCUUCAGCUAGUUUUAUACUAAAGUUUUUUGCUG
Messenger RNA from Daucus carota subsp. sativus, 1744 nucleotides. RefSeq lists its product as uncharacterized. The record is from RefSeq and is a predicted model, not a curated record. The transcript is spliced from 3 exons. NCBI's taxonomy places the organism in Eukaryota, Viridiplantae, Streptophyta, Magnoliopsida, Apiales, Apiaceae. The coding region runs from base 22 to 1590 and encodes 522 amino acids.